GGCCGCGGGCGGGCGGGCAGCGCAGCGCCGAGCGGGGCCCGCGGGUCCAUGAGGAGGCCCCGGGACCAUGGGCUCCAGGAUCAAGCAAAACCCAGAGACUACAUUUGAAGUGUAUGUGGAAGUGGCCUAUCCUAGGACAGGUGGCACUCUUUCAGAUCCUGAGGUGCAGAGGCAAUUCCCGGAGGACUACAGUGACCAGGAAGUUCUACAGACUUUGACCAAGUUUUGUUUUCCCUUCUAUGUGGACAGUCUCACAGUUAGCCAAGUUGGCCAGAACUUCACAUUUGUGCUCACUGACAUUGACAGCAAACAGAGAUUCGGGUUCUGCCGCUUAUCUUCAGGAGCCAAGAGCUGCUUCUGUAUCUUAAGCUACCUCCCCUGGUUCGAGGUAUUUUAUAAGCUCCUUAACAUCUUGGCAGAUUACACGACAAAACGACAGGAAAGUCAGUGGAAUGAACUUCUUGAAACUCUGCACAGACUUCCCAUCCCUGACCCUGGAGAGGCUGUUCACCUCAGCGUGCAUUCUUACUUCACUGUGCCUGAUACCAGAGAGCUUCCUAGCAUACCUGAGAAUAGAAAUCUGACAGAAUAUUUUGUGGCUGUGGAUGUGAACAACAUGUUGCAUCUGUAUGCCAGCAUGCUGUACGAGCGCCGGAUCCUCAUCAUCUGCAGCAAGCUCAGCACCUUGACUGCCUGCAUCCACGGCUCUGCUGCCAUGCUCUACCCCAUGUACUGGCAGCACGUGUACAUCCCUGUGCUGCCCCCACACCUGCUGGACUACUGCUGUGCUCCCAUGCCCUACCUCAUAGGAAUCCAUUUAAGUUUAAUGGAGAAGGUCAGAAACAUGGCCCUAGAUGAUGUUGUGAUCUUGAACGUGGACACCAACACCCUGGAAACUCCUUUUGAUGACCUCCAGAGCCUUCCAAAUGAUGUGAUCUCCUCCCUGAAGAACAGGUUGAAGAAGGUCUCCACAACCACUGGUGAUGGGGUAGCUAGAGCCUUCCUCAAGGCACAGGCUGCUUUCUUUGGCAGCUACCGGAAUGCUCUAAAGAUUGAACCAGAAGAGCCCAUCACCUUCAGUGAAGAAGCCUUCGUGUCCCACUACCGCUCUGGAGCCAUGAGGCAGUUCCUACAGAAUGCAACUCAGUUGCAGCUCUUCAAACAGUUUAUUGAUGGCCGACUAGAUCUUCUCAAUUCCGGUGAAGGUUUCAGCGAUGUCUUUGAGGAGGAGAUCAACAUGGGCGAGUAUGCUGGCAGUGAUAAACUGUACCAUCAGUGGCUUUCCACAGUCCGGAAAGGAAGUGGAGCGAUUCUGAAUACUGUAAAAACAAAAGCUAACCCAGCCAUGAAGACUGUCUACAAAUUUGCAAAAGAUCAUGCAAAAAUGGGAAUAAAAGAGGUGAAAAAUCGCUUGAAGCAAAAGGACAUCACCGAGAAUGGCUGUGCUUCCUCUGCAGAAGAGCCACUGCCAAAGACCAUGCCAUCCCCACUGACAGAGGCCAAGGACCCCAAACUUCGAGAAGACAGGAGGCCAAUCACAGUCCACUUUGGGCAGGUACGACCACCUCGUCCUCAUGUCGUCAAGAGACCCAAGAGCAACAUCACUGUGGAAGGCCGGAGGACAUCUGUUUCAAGCCCUGAGCACCUGGUAAAGCCCUUGCGACACUAUGCUGUCUUCCUCUCUGAAGACUCCUCUGAUGAGGAAUGCCGACGGGAAGAGGCCCCCAGCACUGGCUUCACUGAAAGCCUUUUCUUCUCUGCUCCCUUUGAAUGGCCACAGCCAUACCGGACAUUGAAAGAAUCUGACAGCGCAGAAGGUGAUGAGACGGAGAGUCCAGAGCAGUUAGUUCCUGAGCCCUGGGGACCUAUCCCUGCUCCACCCGACAGAGCUGCGAGCAUUGACCUUCUAGAAGAUGUCUUCAGCAGCCUAGACAUGGAGGCACCACUGCAGCCACUGGGCCAAGCCAAGAGCUUGGAGGAUCUCCGGGCCCCCAAAGACUUGCAGGAACAGCCAGGGAGCUUUGACUACCAGAGGCUGGACCUGUGCAGAAGUGAAAGGGGCCUUGGCAUGGCUGCAGCUCUGAAGCUUCCUCAUCCAUACACUAAGCUCUGGAGUCUGGGUCAGGACGACAUGGCCAUCCCCACCAAGCCCUCCACCACCUCCCCUGAGAAGCCCGCAGCUCUGCUUGGUAGUUCCCCAGCCCUGCCUUACAGACCCCAGAACCAGGAGGGCAUCCUGAGCCCCAGCGUCAAGGAGGAGGCUCCCAUCUCAGCUCUGGGCAGCAUCACCGUUCCCCGGCCACAAGGCAGAAAGACCCCUGAGCUGGGCAUUGUGCCUCCACCGCCCACUGCCCGGCCAGCCAAGCUCCAGGCUGCUGGUGGCCCGCCUGGCGACUUCUCUUCAGAGCCGUUCCAGAUGGACCGAGAAAGACGAGGUGCCCUGAGCCCCGCGCUCUUGUCAGGGCUGCUCCCCAGUGCGCCCCAAGGCACCGCAGAACUUCUGCAGCCGCUCAGCCCAGCCCCAGGAGCUGCAGGCUCAGGCAGUGAUGCCCUGCUUGCCCUCCUGGACCCACUUAAUACAGCCUGGUCAGGCAGCACCAUCCCACCACAUCCUGCCACCCCCAAUGUGGCCACCUCGUUCACUCCCCAGCUCAGCUUCCCCCCAACAGUGACACCCACCCCUUUUGUACAGCCGCCCCUCAAUCCCUUUGUCCCAUCUAUGCCAGCAGCACCACCUACCCUGUCCCUGGGCUCCACACCAGCCAGGCAUUUUGGGACCCCUCCAGCAUCCCUGGGGCCGGCAUAUGCACCUAGUAUCCUGCUGUCUGGUUCUGGCUUCUAUGGCCCUCACAGGUCUCAGCCGCACCUCUCUGCUCUCUCCAUGCCCAAUCUCUUUGGCCAGAUUCCCAUGGGUACCCACACUAGUCCCCUGCAGCCACUUGGCCCCCCAGCUGUACCCCCCUCCAGGAUCCGAACGUUGCCUCUGGCACGCUCAAGUGCCAGGGCUGCUGAGGCCAAGCAGGGGUUGGUCCAGAGGCCUAGUGAACCCCCACUGCUGCCUCCCAGACCCCCCCAGGGUCUAGAGCCAGCCCUGCAGCCCUCUGCUCCUGCACAGGCCAGAGACCCUUUUGAGGAUUUGCUACGAAAAACCAAGCAAGACGUGAGCCCAGCCCCAGCCCCGGCCUCUGUGGAGCAACUCCGUAGGCAGUGGGAGACCUUCGAGUGAGCGGCCUGUGCCACUGUCGAGUGCCAUGCCUCCCCUCUGUCCUGUUUCUGACCAGCUUCCACUGGGGCAAAGGGACUCUCUGCCCCCUCUCCUCCACAGCCCAUCUCUGAGGCCUGGCCCUGGGAACGGUACUGUCCCAGAAGAGCUGCCUGCCACCCUCCUCAGCACCCUGUGUGGGUUCUGCACUAUGUCAACUGGGCCAACCAUGUCCUAACACCUUCCCUCCUGUAUGUAGCCCAAGAGGAGUCAAGAAGCUCAGGGCUGCUCCCUAAGCCCAGCUCUCCUCCUCUACCGGGCCCUGCCCCACAGGGCACAUGUCAGUAACACCCAGUGUGAGCACAUCUUUGGGGGGGGGGGAAACACAGGUUUUUGGGAUAAAAUGAGGCCCGCCUGUGGGCCAGCAUUUCUCCCUGGUGGUCGUCAAACCUCUCUAGCAAUAUACUCUUUCCUGUCUUUGCCUAACCACCAAACUUGAGUUGUUCCUGGGGAACAGGAGUCUGGGGAUCUAAUGGCCGGCAAACCCAGCUCCAGCUAGCCCUUUCAGGGGUUGGGAACACCAGCAACUUUGAUUUCUAAGAGAACCCCCAAAUCUGAGUGUUAGGAGAUGCCCUCAGCUCUCUGCUACCCUCAUAACUAUGGGCUUUCAUGUCAAUCAAAGCUCCGGCUCUGGCUCUGGCCACUUGGAGCUUUAUGGGCAGAAUUGGGCAGUGGUGACCCAGAUUCCAACUCAAAAGACAAGCUUCCUGCCACAGACAAAGGGGGAGGCACAGCUGUUUGGGCUCCUGGGUCAGGACCAGGUGGGGCCCUAUGCCCCCAACCCAGAUUCCGAUUGGAGUGAUACUCUCAGCCUGGGGCAGUGGGGACUUGGAAGCCAGCUCGCCCCCACCUCCCCCCCCCACCUCCAGCUUCCUGCCAGCGCAGAGAUUCCUGAGGCCAAGUCACCAAAGUUAUGAUGAAAUGUUGUUAUUGUUUCUUUGAUCUUCGUUUUCUUUUUACCUUAUUGAUUUGACGAAUCUUGAAAAUUGAUUCCUUUCAAUAAACCAAGGUAAAACACA
Psammomys obesus (fat sand rat) is the source of this 4281-nucleotide messenger RNA. RefSeq names its product DENN domain containing 1A (gene Dennd1a). Gene Ontology annotation, cellular component: cytosol; clathrin-coated vesicle. Gene Ontology annotation, molecular function: guanyl-nucleotide exchange factor activity; phosphatidylinositol phosphate binding. Gene Ontology annotation, biological process: endocytosis; endocytic recycling. The transcript has 23 exons. Lineage: Eukaryota; Metazoa; Chordata; Mammalia; Rodentia; Muridae. The coding region runs from base 68 to 3226 and encodes 1052 amino acids. The record is from RefSeq and is a predicted model, not a curated record.